Molecule: messenger RNA, 369 nt
Organism: Arabidopsis thaliana (thale cress)
Lineage: Eukaryota; Viridiplantae; Streptophyta; Magnoliopsida; Brassicales; Brassicaceae
Product: C2 domain-containing protein
Exons: 2
Coding region: 1-369 (122 amino acids)
Source: RefSeq, marked reviewed
AUGGAGUAUUAUCAACCGGUGGAGAUUAACGUUCUAUCAGCUCAAGAUCUCAACUCCAUCAAUCUUUUGUUCAGACCAACUGUCUAUGUUUCCGUCUCGGUCACACGUGGUUCACGUGACAAGCAAGUCACUCCAGCUGCUGCAUGGGAUAAGAAAUUCUUACGGUGGAAUUAUCGUAUGAAAUUCUAUAUAGAAGAUGACAAGGUUCGAAGGAAUGAGUCAGUGUUUGUGUUUCAAAUCAAGUGUAAGAGAUUUUUCGGGUCCGACCAAGUCGUUGGGAAACUUUUCAUACCGGGUUGUAGAUUAGGAGUUUGGGGAAAUAUUAGACAUGAGCCAUCAGCUCCUUGUGAAGAUGAUAUCUAUGCUUAG